AAUCUCACAUCUCAAACACUCUCAUUUCUCUCUCCACAACACAACCAAAUCUCUCUCUCUCUCUCUCUCUCUCUCUCUCUCUCUCUCUCUCUUUCUCUCAUUCGAAAUUUAAGAUGUCAGGACGUGGCAAGGGAGGCAAGGGCCUUGGCAAAGGCGGUGCCAAGCGACAUCGCAAAGUCCUCCGUGACAACAUCCAGGGCAUCACCAAGCCCGCCAUUCGUCGUCUGGCUCGCCGAGGCGGUGUAAAGAGAAUCAGCGGGCUCAUCUAUGAGGAGACCAGAGGCGUCUUGAAGAUCUUUUUGGAGAAUGUGAUUCGUGAUGCGGUUACUUACACUGAGCACGCUAGGAGGAAGACUGUGACUGCUAUGGAUGUUGUGUACGCUCUCAAGAGGCAGGGCAGGACUCUUUAUGGCUUCGGCGGUUGAUUUCUAGGGUUUCUAGGUUGUGUUUUAGUUGAAUUGUGUUUGUUCGAAAUGAAUGUGAUGUGUAAUUGAAUGGUUAUAGUAUGAAUGAAAUUGCUCUAUUGUUCUGAA
Molecule: messenger RNA, 533 nt
Organism: Daucus carota subsp. sativus
Lineage: Eukaryota; Viridiplantae; Streptophyta; Magnoliopsida; Apiales; Apiaceae
Product: histone H4
Exons: 1
Coding region: 114-425 (103 amino acids)
Biological process (GO): nucleosome assembly
Cellular component (GO): nucleosome
Molecular function (GO): DNA binding; protein heterodimerization activity; structural constituent of chromatin
Source: RefSeq, a predicted model, not a curated record